Molecule: messenger RNA, 1010 nt
Organism: Nanorana parkeri
Lineage: Eukaryota; Metazoa; Chordata; Amphibia; Anura; Dicroglossidae
Gene: DHRS7C
Product: dehydrogenase/reductase 7C
Exons: 6
Coding region: 1-936 (311 amino acids)
Biological process (GO): regulation of release of sequestered calcium ion into cytosol by sarcoplasmic reticulum
Cellular component (GO): sarcoplasmic reticulum membrane
Molecular function (GO): all-trans-retinol dehydrogenase (NAD+) activity
Source: RefSeq, a predicted model, not a curated record
AUGGGGUUUCUGGCAUUUCUGAUAUUGCCGUUGCUCAUCCUGGGAAUCAGCGGAAUUAUCUAUAUCUAUCGGGAGGUUGUGCGGCUGAUGUCUCGGUCCGCCUUGAAGAAUAAAGUGGUUGUCAUUACGGAUGCCGUAUCCGGGCUGGGAAAAGAAUGUUCCAGGGUGUUCCAUGCGGCUGGAGCGCGGCUCGUCCUCUGUGGGGGAACGUGGGACAAGCUGGAAGCCUUACAUGACGCAUUGAUAAGCGUCGCCGACCCGAGCGUGACCUUCACCCCCAAGCUGGUCCUCCUGGACAUCAGCGACGUGAACGACAUCGAGGACAUCGGGAAGGAGAUUCUGGACUGUUACGGCUGCGUGGACGUAUUGAUUAAUAACGCCAGUAUGAAGAUUAAAGGGCCGGCGCAGGGCGUGACGCUGGAGCUGGACAAGAAGAUUAUGGAUGCCAAUUAUUUCGGCCCCAUCACCUUAAUCAAAGCGAUCCUCCCGCACAUGAUUUCUAGAAGAACCGGCCAGAUCGUCCUCAUCAACAACAUCCAGGGGAGGCUGGGAGUUCCAUUCCGAGCUGCAUAUGCCGCCUCUAAGCACGCAAUCCAGGGAUUCUUUGACUGUCUCCGCGCUGAAGUGGAAGAGUUCGAUGUGUUUGUCAGCACAGUCAGCCCCACCUUCAUCCGAUCGUAUCAUGUCCAGCCGCAGCCCGGGAACUGGGAGGCCUCCAUCUGGAAAUUCUUUUUCAGGAAGCUCGCCUAUGGGGUGCACCCCGUGGAAGUGGCGGAGGAAGUAUUGCGCACAGUCAGCAGACGCAAACAGGAAGUCUUCAUGGCCAAUCCCAUCCCCAAAGCCGCCAUUUACAUCCGAACCUUCCUGCCGGAAUUAUACUUCGCCGUGGUCGCCACCGGCGUGAAAGAGAAACAUUUCCUGGAGGAGGAGAAGUGAAUGUCGCAACACUGGCGAGGAGAAGCCCACUGACAGUCCUGCUGAAUUCUGACCUCUGCACGCUGCUGUCAUUG